AUGACCAAUGCAAACCCCAUCCGAUCCAGGAGGAGGACCAUCCAAACAAACACAGUGAUUACCACUCGCCUCAAUAUUAUCUUAGGCCCGCAGGCCGAACACAAUCGAAUCCAACCUGAUGGAAAUACAGAGUUUCAACCUCUCUUCGGAAGCUACGCCAAGCUCAACAACUGUGACAAGUGGGAAGAUGAUAUACCGAUUGCAGCCCACGCAGAGUACUUUUGA
Molecule: messenger RNA, 225 nt
Organism: Puccinia triticina
Lineage: Eukaryota; Fungi; Basidiomycota; Pucciniomycetes; Pucciniales; Pucciniaceae
Exons: 2
Coding region: 1-225 (74 amino acids)
Source: RefSeq, a predicted model, not a curated record